This is a messenger RNA of Dermatophagoides pteronyssinus (European house dust mite), 3034 nucleotides long. Its product is annotated as gamma-tubulin complex component 3-like. Gene Ontology annotation, biological process: meiotic cell cycle; microtubule nucleation; cytoplasmic microtubule organization. The record is from RefSeq and is a predicted model, not a curated record. NCBI's taxonomy places the organism in Eukaryota, Metazoa, Arthropoda, Arachnida, Sarcoptiformes, Pyroglyphidae. Gene Ontology annotation, molecular function: microtubule minus-end binding; gamma-tubulin binding. Gene Ontology annotation, cellular component: spindle pole; gamma-tubulin complex; microtubule organizing center.
CUUCUCCAUUCAUAUGGAUGAUAUGACAAAAUUGUUUGUAAAAAUAGAAUUCCAGCUUAUCAUAAGGAUUCAUUCAAUAACUUCGCAGUCUUUGACGUGCGAUUGAAUUAAUCAAGUAUUUGGAAGCCAGUUGUUGAUCUAUAAUCACGGAACGUCAUUACUCUUAUCGAUGAAAAUUAUCUUAAAACUUUUAUCACAGCAGAUAUAAAAUAUCAAAUUUCAAUGUGCCAAAAUAUUUUAUGAAUAUUGUGGAUUUUGAUCACUGAAUUUCUAGCUUCUGCAAUUCGAUAGAAAUGUCCAAUUUAAGUAAUCAAAGCAGUGCCGGUACUAGUGGCUCUGGUGGCCACUACAAUAGUUCAUUUAAUCCUGAAUUGGAUCUAUUAUUCUCAAAUUUAUCGACAAUCGAUAAUGAACAAUUUUCUUCGCCAUUAUCAUCUGUAUCCUGUCAACAAUUACAACAGUCAUAUAAUCUGAAUGAUAGAAUUAUAACUAAUACCUGUUCUAAUACAAUCGAUCAUCAUCAUCAACAACAACAGCAACAAAAUUCUAAUAUGAAUUUCAACGCCAUACGUGAAGUAUUAUCCAUGCUUAAUGGAUUGAAUGUCGAAAUGAUUAAAAAAAAUCCUAAUGAUCUGUUCAUGUUGCUUAAAUAUCGUAGUGGUAGUAAUCAGAAUUCGAAUUCAACCAAUAACAGUCAUGGUCAAAAUGAUAUCAAUUUAGAUGAUGCAUGCUGUCAAAUGAUUAUCCGCAUUGGUGGAAUUGGGAAAAUUUUGCUAAAAAUUCUCAACUAUCUGAAUUAUUAUACAACGGCAAGCAAAGAAAAUUCUCUGUUUGCUUAUCCAAUGUUCGAUGAUGGUAUUACCGAAUCCAAAACAUUAGGAAAUAUAAAACAAUAUUUUGUCAAUUCUAUUCAUUUACAAAUCAAAGAAUAUCAUUAUCAUUUAUUAAUGAUUGAAAGUCGAUUUCGACAAUUACGAAUACAUUAUUCAUUUGCAUUAAGGCGAAUAAUGUUAUGGUCAACACAAUGGUUGGAAAAAUUUCUGUUCAUUAUUGAUCUGUUGAAAAAAUGUAUCGAUUAUAAAGGCAUUGCAUUAUUAAAUCAGAUCUAUGAUCAUUCAAGAAAUGGUGAUCAUAAUGUACAAAAAAUGGCCCGUUCAAUUCUACAUCAAUCACUUAAGCCAUUCAUUUUCAAUAUGUUUGAUUGGCUUCUUUACGGAGAAAUUAAUUCAGAAAAAAUUGGUCAAGAUUUUUUUAUCCGUGUCAAAGAUAAAUCAAAUAUUUUGGCACAAUUUCCAAAACCAAAUAGAAAAUCAAAAAAAUCUAACGAAUCGAAUGAUGAUAAAAAGUCCGAAAUGUUUGAAUGGAAAUCCUAUGAACUUAAUAUGGCUAUGUUACCAUCUUUUAUGUGUCAAAGACAGAUAAAGAAAAUUUUUUUCAUUGGAAACGCCAUACGUUUGUUACGAUAUACAAUCAAAGAUGAAUAUGAUCAGAAAAUGGUCAAUGAAAUUUUUUCUUCAUCACAGAUUCAAAUCAAUUAUGAUAUAAUCAGAAAAUUUUUAUAUAAAAAUAUUGAAACAAUCAGUGAAUGUGAUCGUUUCUUUUUCGAACACGGUCUUGUCGAAGAUUUUGACUUGCUACUUGAAUCCUAUUAUGAUGUAAUCAAUGAUGAAAUGUUCAAAGUAUUACAGAUGAACAAAAUCAAAGCCGAAUUCGAGUUAUUAUUAGCUUAUGUAUUGAUACAACGUGGAGAUUUUUACGAAAGUUUAAUCGAUUAUCUUCUACCAUUGUUUCGAAAACCAGCCACUGAAGUGAUUAACACAAUUGCCAAUGGAAAUUCGACCAGUAAUCUACACCGUAUAUUCAACAUGUUCAUGAUCAAUUCAAAAUUGAUCGAUAUGCAUAAAGUAUACAAGAUAGAUUCAUUGCUUUAUAAUAAUUUUGAAUUGAAUGAAAAUCUAGUGUUUACAUUUACGAAAAAUGUACAAAUGAUUUCACAUCAUCUUGGCUGGGAUUGUUUUAUUGUACGUUAUACGUUCAGUAAGAAUGUCUACCGUGUCAUGUUCGAUGCUCAACUGAUUCGUUAUGAACGUCUUUUUCGUCAACUAUUCUACUAUAAACGAGUUCUGUAUUCUAUACGAAAAGCUCAACAUCAGAUUAUAUUCUAUCGUCGUGAUUAUCGACCUAAACAUCCUAGUCGAACACGACCAGAAUCACAAAAUGUUCGAUCGUUACCGGCUGAUAUGUUAAAAGUUAUCGUACACAUGUUGAAUACGUUACAUUUUCUUUUCUUUCAUAUGUUUGGAUUUUCAUCAAGAAUGUAUCGAUAUUUUGGCCAACAAAUUGGCACACUAUGGUCAACAAUGUUCGAGGUGAAAUUUGGUGAACCGCAGAAAAAUGUAGAAAAAUUUGUUUAUGCACAUGAGAAAUUUCUUCGUUCGAUAGAACGUGUGAUAUUUUUUGAUGAUAACAUUGAGCUACUCACUGCAUACGCAGCAUUGAAUGAUUCGAUUAUUGAUUUUUGUGAAUCAUUCUGUGAAACAGAAUUCUUUCCUACCAUUGUUCGAAUGAUGGCCGAUGAUGGCUAUCAAAAUCAAAAAAAACAAGAUCAAAAUCUGUCGAACAAAUCUAAGCCACGAAAUUAUCAACAACAACAACUUUUACAACUGCAAGGUCUUUCCGAACAAUUGUUUAAACUUCAAUUCAAAAUUACCGUAAACAUAUCGAAAUAUCGUUGCUGCAUGCGAAAAUUCAUACAACUUUUACAACAAUCACAAUCAUCGCCAUCAUCAUCAUCCAAAUGGGCUAGCCAUUUUGAAUUCAAAUACGAUCUGCUCACAUAUCAACCAUGUUUGGAUGGUUUGUUUCGUCUGUUUUCAUUCGUGCGACGCCAUAAUCCUAUACCCGAAACAUAUGGCGAUGAUGAUGUUGAGGAUUUAAGCUUAGAAUUUUAAAGUGCCAAAAUGUAUUUUUUUUAAUUUGAUUACGAAUUUUUUGAAAAUAAAAUUGCUACAUUAUUAAAAGCAUUAAUGAUGUU